UUCAUUACGAAAAUAUCCGAAACAAUCCGGAAUGGUACUCAUAAUUUGAUGACGUUUUAUGCACUUCCGGUUAAAAAAAUGGCCACCCCUUGCAUUUUAUUUACUUCAUGUUCUGAAUAUUCUGUUGGAAACCUUCUUAAAGAAAUCCUAGAGGUUGAGUGUUUACCAGAAGGGAAGAAGGUGAUCGAGGAUAUAUUAAGUUAUGACUGGAGUAUUAAUACUAAAUAUUAUACAGCUGAUGUACGACUAUGUAUGACAAAGAAGAGGACCAUAGGAGAUAAGCAGUUUGCAGAGUCAGUACAUGCUUUUGUGGUCUUCUUCAAUGCUGAAAAGAAAGAAAGUUUUGAAUCAGUAAAACUAUGGAAUGCUUAUCUAAAGGAGAUAGAUCCAGAGAUUAAGAUGUUAGUAUGUGACAGAUGCUUGGAUGAUUCUGCUGUUGGUCGACUUGAAGUACAGACAUGGUGUAUAGAUAAUGGGUUUGAACUGGUUGAGUUGAAUCCUGAAACUGAGAGUGACAGUGAAACUGAAGAUGAUUUCCUGGAGACUACAGGUAUUAAGAGGAUUGUGCAAUCUCUACAUGCUCACACGUGGCCAAAUCUAAAUCUCAAAGACGAACAGCAUGUGGCGAGUCCAUUCAUGAGACAACUAAUGAAGGAAGAGCAUGAAGCAAAGCAAUUCAACAAUGACAAAAAUCUAUGUGACAGUAACAAUAGCAAAGAUUCUGAAAAUGAAACCAUUCAAAAUGAUAGACUGUGUUCUGAAAAUUCAAAAACAGACAAUUCUGAGAACCAGUCAAUAUCAUGUGAUGGUCAUGUGACUGAAGAAAAAGUUAAAAAUAACUGUGAUAAUAAUAAAAUGGAUGUUACUGAUGAAAAAACUGAUGAAAAUACUGAAGGAGCAUGUGGUAAUAGUAAAAAGGAAAAAUCGAAGAAAAAAGCAAAGACUCAGUCUAAAGAGGAAAGAUUAGACUCGCUGUUACCAUCAGAGGAUAUGGCGUUAUUUGAGGCACUUGGCAGUGAAGACCCUGGAGGGGAAUCUUUUGAGAAACUUUUUGAAAAAUUUGCACAUAUGAAAGAAAAGGCCAAUAAUCUUCCAUUACAAGAAAGAAAAAAAUAUGCAGAAAAUGUUGCCAUAGCAUUCUGGAGAGCAAUGGGAGGUGAUGAAGAUGAAAUUGGUGACCUUGACAGUGAUGGUUGACAUUCCUUUGAGAAUUGGGACCUUGAAAGUGAUGGUUGACCUUCCUUUGAGAAUUGUGACCUUGAAAAAGUGAUAGAUGACCAUUCUUUUAAAUAUAGGUGACCUUACAGUAAGGAAUAACCAUUCAGUGAAACAGGUGUCAUUGACAGUGAAAAAAUAACCUUUUAAUAAAAUAGGUAUCAUCAGCAGUUCAAAAAAUGUCUUUUGAUAAUUUAGGUUGGAACCAUUGGUGAAGAACACGUAAAUGCAGUUGUCCUUGAAAGGGUGAUUUUUCAGUGAAAUAGGUGACCUUGAAAAAAAAGAGAACUACUUUAAGUGAAAUGAUCUAGACAGUAAAGAAUUAACUUUCAGUGAAAUAGGUGGCAUUAACAUUUACAGAUGAUUAACUUGCAGUGUAAUGACCUUGACAGUCAAUAAUUAACUUUCAAUGAAACAGGUGACCUUGACAAAAAAUAAACUUUCAGUGAAAUAUGUGACCUUGACAGUAAAUAAUUAACUUUCAAUGAAACAGGUGACCUUGACAAAAAAUAAACUUUCAGUGAAAUAGGUGACCUUGACAGUAAAUAAUUAACUUUUAGAUGAAACAGGUGACCUGGACAAUAAAAAUAAACUUUCAGUGAAAUAGGUGACCUUGACAUUGAAUUAUGACAUUGUCAUUAUUGUAUUAUAAAGGAUAGUUACAGCAUCAACAAUUUGGAUAACCAGAAUUGUUGUUGUGAUAACACCUUGUCUUGUAAUAAUAAUGAAACUGCAGACAAAAAGUCAGAUUCAUUCAAAUCUAGAAAUUUACAAACAUGACGUCAAAAGUUGUUUAGUUUUGUCCAAAGACCGAGGUAAUAUUUGUCUGUCACAUUAACUUGAAUAAAAUGAAUGUAAUAAUAAAAGCCAAUCUGUUUAAUGUAGUAAAACAUUCCUGAAUCUGAUAUAUAUUUUUGUGCUUGGUAAAUUCAAAUAAUUUUUUCAUUCUUGUUGUUUUAUCUUUGAAUAUUUCAUGUUAAAUUAUUCAGUUGCAUAGGUAUUCAGUUACUGACAGUAACUUAUAAGAAUGUUGUAUGGCAAAGUUUCACACAUGAUAUCUUAACUGUGAUAUUAUGAUAUUAUCAUUUUGAAAGCUUAGUGCAACUUCAAACCUUUGACCUGCUGGAACCGGAAGUGAACAGUCUGUGCCACCAGUGUAGAGCGAGGUCAGCCUGCACAUCCCUGCAGUCUAUCCAGGUUCUAUACUGUUGGUAGUCCAAUUUUUGUAUUUUGGUACUGAAAUCCCUUAAACUUUGAAUGGACUGUUCCAAAUUAAAAUCUUAGGCAAUUCCAUUACACAAAUUCAGCAGGUUAAGGGUCAAGUUUAUUCUCGAUGUAUAUCUAACUAUAAAUAGAAGUUUUAUUUAUGCAUUUUGUUACAUAUACUUAUUAUUUUAUAUGUGAAUGUGGAAUAAAAGAAAGUAAUAUUA
This is a messenger RNA of Ruditapes philippinarum (Manila clam), 2645 nucleotides long. RefSeq names its product alpha- and gamma-adaptin-binding protein p34-like. The record is from RefSeq and is a predicted model, not a curated record. The coding region runs from base 49 to 1197 and encodes 382 amino acids. The transcript has 9 exons. NCBI's taxonomy places the organism in Eukaryota, Metazoa, Mollusca, Bivalvia, Venerida, Veneridae.